AUGGAAGGAAACUACAGUAAGCUUGUUACGGUUCCGGUUGCCUUAAAAGGUGUAGGAAACUACUUGUUGUGGUCUCGGCUGGUGAAGACUGCUAUUGGGAGGCUAGGGUUGUGGAACCACAUCACGGAUGAUGGUCCAGAGCCAGUGGCCAAAGGGAAUGAGGAAGCUGAGGGUGGAAAAGUACUCACUGAAGCUGAGGUGAAGAAGAAAUGGGUUCAAGAAGAUCUGAUGGUGCUGUCCGUGCUACACAGUUCUAUUGAAGUCCCUUUGCUUGAAGCCUACAUCUUCUGUGAGACACCUAUGCACCUAUGGGAGACGCUCCAGAAGACAUUUGGAGAUGUCUCAAACCUUAACCGUGUGUUUGAGUUGAAGAAAGCCAUCACCUCCUUGAUGCAAGGUGGUGUGGAGCUUACUACACACAUUGGGAAGUUCAGAGCUCUUUGGUCUGAGCUGGACAACCUGCGCCCAAGCACCAGUGAUCAAGAGAUCAUCAUGGAGAGGAGAGAGCAGGAUCAAGUGUUUGGGUUGUUGAUGACCUUAGACGUGUGCUACCAGGAUGUCGUAAAGCACAUGCUGAGAUCGCCAAGCCUACCAACAAUGGAGGAGGUGUGCUCUCAACUGCAAAAGGAGGAAGGCUCUCUAGGCUUGUUUGGAGGAAAGGGGGAGCUACCUAUGGCUCAUCAGGCUGAGGAUGUGCAAGCAAACAAGGCGGGUUACAAGAAUGAUGGAAGGAACAAAUUCAACAAGGAGAGAGAAGCCAGAGCUCACAUGUCCACCGAGACAAGCAGUGGCAGUGCAUCCGGGGCUGGUACAUCCUCACAAGUGAAUGAGAGUGAAGGGCGAGCUCUCUCUUCUCACCACUCAGGAGGAAAGAACCUAGAGCAUGAGGUGAUCAGGAAGUCAGACAUAGAUGCACUCAUCAAAGCUCUUAAAGAGUCUGGUAACAAACUAAGACCCAAUACUCUUGGUUAUUCUUUUGCUGCUCAUACUAUGUCUAGUAGAACUGAUAGGUUGCUAGACAUACUAGAGAGUCCCUUGAUUGGUAAAACUGAACAUAGCAUUGCUAAUAAACUCUUAGGAGUACUUGAGAACUUAAAAAUUAACAAUGAUCAUCCUAGAAGUCAUCUAGCUAAGGAUAUACAUAAACCUUUGAUCAUUGAUUCUGGUGCAUCUCAUCACAUGAUUAGUGAUAACAGGUUGAAACUGUUUAAUAAAGAGUCUAAUGCAUUCUACAUGCCUGAAUUUACUUCAAACUUGUUAUCUGUCAAGAGAUGCACUACUGAUCUUGAUUGCAAUGUUAUUUUUAGUCCUAAUUGUUAA
Messenger RNA from Brassica rapa (field mustard), 1320 nucleotides. RefSeq lists its product as uncharacterized. The record is from RefSeq and is a predicted model, not a curated record. NCBI's taxonomy places the organism in Eukaryota, Viridiplantae, Streptophyta, Magnoliopsida, Brassicales, Brassicaceae.